AUGGCGGCCUAUACAUUCCCUCCGAGAUCCCCCAGGCCGAAAACUGGCAGUCCUGGAAGGACAAGUCCUUCACCGAGCUCGCCUUUGAGAUCCUCUCUCUCUACAUCUCCUCCGCCGAGAUUCCCUCGGAAGAUCUCAAGGGAAUCAUUGAGAGGACUCUUCCACGGCCCGACCUUUGCCUUCAAGGACGUCGCUCUGCAGUUCCUCGGCAACCUGUUCGAGUACUUCCUCGUGAGGAAGAACGAGGGCAAGACGGGACGUGACAGGCAUCACCUUACUGUCGUCGGCGCCACGAGCGGUGACACGGGCUCCGCCGCCAUCUACGGCCUCAGGGGCAAGAAGGAUGUGUCCGUGUUCAUCCUCCACCCCAAGGGUCGUGUGUCCCCCAUUCAGGAGGCCCAGAUGACCACCGUCCUCGACGACAAUGUCCACAACCUUGCCGUGACCGGCACAUUUGAUGACUGCCAGGACAUUGUCAAGGCCCUCUUCGCCGACCCCGAAAUCAACAAGACGCACAACCUUGGUGCCGUCAACUCGAUCAAUUGGGCUCGCAUUCUCCGCCCAGGUGCGCUCCGAGAAGCACGAGGCUCACGGCGCCGAGGGCCGCCGGUGGGCCUCGCCCAGGACGGUGCCAAGGCGCACGAGGACGGUGCCAAGGAGACGCUGAAUCCGGCCAUGGACAUUCUCGUGUCCAACAACUUUGAGAGUCUUCUCUGGUUUCUCGCGUACGAGUUUGCCUCGAGCGUCGGCAUGGGUGAUGAGUGGAACAAGAAGCAGGCGGGCCAGGAGGUCACAACGUGGCUGUCAGAGCUCAAGACCAAGGGCGCUUCGGCCCCGUCUACAAGGACCAGCGCGCGUACGUGCUCGACCGCACACGGCGUCGCGUCGCGCGUCGCUGCGUCGAUCGAGCGCAGCGGGCCCGAGGUUCCGCACAUCUUGCUGUCGGCGGCGCCACCCGGCCCAAGUUUGCCGGCGCUGUUGAGCUGGCGCUCAAAGGACGAGGCCGGCUUUGACUUUGCCGGCAAAGGUGCUGCCGCAGGAGUUUGUCGGGCUCGAGAGCAAGGAGAAGAGGGUGUCGGAGGUGGCGGCCGACUGGAAGCAGGUGCGCACUGUGGUGACGAAGCAGGUCGAGGAGGAGCUCAAAGGCCACUCGAGCUAAAAAGAAGGGGGGAAAAAAGAGUUUCUGCUUCUCCAUCGUGGAGUCGAGGUGCGCAAGAGAGGAACGGGGUCUCGCCAGGGGGGGUUAGAGCGUCGGCAACGACAUGGAAACGCUGA
Molecule: messenger RNA, 1275 nt
Organism: Verticillium alfalfae VaMs.102
Lineage: Eukaryota; Fungi; Ascomycota; Sordariomycetes; Glomerellales; Plectosphaerellaceae
Product: threonine synthase
Exons: 5
Coding region: 1-1275 (424 amino acids)
Biological process (GO): L-threonine biosynthetic process
Molecular function (GO): threonine synthase activity
Source: RefSeq, a predicted model, not a curated record